This is a messenger RNA of Aspergillus calidoustus, 795 nucleotides long. NCBI's taxonomy places the organism in Eukaryota, Fungi, Ascomycota, Eurotiomycetes, Eurotiales, Aspergillaceae. The record is from the annotation of a GenBank genome assembly.
AUGUCUUCUCAAGCCUUUCAGAUUAUUUCUACGCUCCGCUACGACCCUGCUCUCCCCAAUGUCGUCGCUCAGAGGGGCGUAGAUGCCUACCCCGAUCCGCUCAAUACUCCUUACUACCUCUUACCCUACCAUCAAGACCGACUUCGGAACGCCGCACGCUACUUCAACUGGGACAGCGCGGUCAAAUUCCUCGAGCAAGACCUUGCCCAGUUCGCUCAACACCUCGAUAAAUACAUCCCUGACAAGGGCCAGCCAUGGCGUCUUCGGGUAGUCGUUGAUCGCAACGGCGAGUGCAAGGUCGAUGUCGACAUUGCCGAUCGGAUCGAACUAGAAAACUUCGUUGUCCCCUUUAUCAUCAGCCCGAUAUCUACAUCCUGGCGUGUCUAUAUCGACACAGCUCCUACGGUUCCAUCGGCCUAUACGACACACAAGACAUCCGCUCGUGGAGACUACAUGGACGCGCGGACUCGGUUGGGAAUAUCCUCUCCGCUUGACACGGCCGAUGUGCUUCUGGUCAACCCGAAAGGCGAGGUGAUGGAGGGAAGCAUCACCACUCCGUACUUCAGGCGGCGGCGAGAGAGUAAUGCGGAACAGAACGAGCCGGAGUGGAUCACACCCCCGCUGUCGAGUGGUGGUUGUGCUGGCACAAGCAGGCGUUAUGCUCUAGCUCAAGGCUUUUGCAGGGAGCAGAUAAUCACUACUGCGGACCUGAUUGAUGGUGAAAUGUGCUUGCUGAGCAAUUCGGUAAGAGGCUUCAUUCUCGGCAGAGUCGUGCUCAACAAGAGACCCAAUUAG